This is a messenger RNA of Hermetia illucens (black soldier fly), 1248 nucleotides long. Its product is annotated as isoaspartyl peptidase/L-asparaginase-like. Gene Ontology annotation, molecular function: hydrolase activity. NCBI's taxonomy places the organism in Eukaryota, Metazoa, Arthropoda, Insecta, Diptera, Stratiomyidae. The transcript has a single exon. The coding region runs from base 115 to 1113 and encodes 332 amino acids. The record is from RefSeq and is a predicted model, not a curated record.
GUUGUCAGUCAGUUGUCUAGUUGUCAAGUUCACAGUGCGUGAAAUUUUCGUCAUAUUUUUAAUUUGUCCUUUUAGGUUCGUCAAGCUCAAAAAUUUUAGUUAAUCAAAUUUUAAAUGGCUUUCCAAAUCAUCAAGCAUUUCUGUGUACCGCUGGCUGCAAAAGAACCUUGUAUUGUCGUUCGUGGGGGAGCAAGCCACCUAUCUUUGAACUAUGAUAAAGUCAUGUCUGCUCUCGAACUGAUUGCUAAGGAGAGUUACAAGUUGCUGAAAUUAAAGUUGCCCUCUACGGACGCCGUGGAAGAGACAAUAAAAUUUCUUGAGGAAAACCCAAUUUUCAACUGUGGGUGUCAAUCCAUUUUGAAUGAUCCUCGCAAUGGACAGGUUGAAAAUCACGCGUCAAUUAUGGAGGGAAAAAAUAUGAAAUUUGGAUGUGUCUCCAGCAUUGAUUCCUCCAAACAUCCAAUAUCAGUAGCCAGAGCUAUUAUGGAGAGAUCUUUAGGCUCUUGCUUCUUGGUAGGCACAUCGGCGUUAAGAUUUGCAGAAAAGUGUAGAGUCCCAACAGUCCAUGGAAGGAGGAUGUUCUUGGAUAUAUCCAAUGCCUGUAAAAAGACCCUGGAUACAAAAUGUGAUUGUCCAGUUGGAGAAUUAGGGAAACCUUCAGAUGCUGACGGAUGCGAGCAAGUGGAUUGGAAGAAAUGUCACGGUGGAGUGGGCGUGGUUGCCAUGGAUGAAUAUGGGAACAUGGCUGCAGGUGCCUCAUGUAGCGCGUUGGUCGGUAAAACGGAAGCCGGGAUCAGCGGAGAACAUUUGAUCGGCAGCGGAGUUUACGCCAAAAACACGAAAGGGGCCGUUUCAGUUUCUGGAAAUUGUUCGCAGCUCAUUUCAUUGUGCGCUGCAUGUCGUCUGAUGAAAGCUAAAGAUCAGUCAGCUGCGUGGAACAUUCUUCAAUAUUUCUCACAUUUUUCAGAUGAUGCUUUCGGUGCCAUCUAUAUAAAUAGGGAAGGGCGGAUAGGAGUCUAUACACUUAAGGGUCAGAUGCCUUGGUAUGUAAUCAAAGGAUCGGGUAUUCGUUGCGGCGACUACUUACCAGGUUGCUACUCAGGCUUCACCUAAAAAUGUCACCAUCAACCAAACUUGUUUUUUAUAAAGGAAAGGGUAUUCUUACUGGUGACUCCUGGGUUGAUAAAUCUGCCCAGUUUACCGUCAAAUGGAGUGUACAAUAAAUGCAAGAUUAUUUUUAGAAGAUAA